Acanthocheilonema viteae is the source of this 414-nucleotide messenger RNA. Lineage: Eukaryota; Metazoa; Nematoda; Chromadorea; Rhabditida; Onchocercidae. The record is from the annotation of a GenBank genome assembly.
AUGGACACGACGGAUCCAUAUUCUGCUGUGCGAGCAAUUUUAUGCAAAUUCCCCACUGACGAGAAUGCCAAGGAUUCGAUGGAGCAACGUGAUAUAAAAGCGCAACGAAUGCAUGUCAAUAUACUGAAUAUUGUUGAGCAACUGAAUAGUUUAAAAUCAUCUUACAGUGGACAAAUGAAUGCAAAUCGUGCCGAGAAGGAACAUCUAUUGCUUACACUACAUGGAAUGGAAACAGAUACAGAAAGAAGAAAGUUGGAUUUGAAAGAGAAAGAAGUUGAGUUAGAGGAUUUGCAGCAGCUCUCUGAAAUGCGACGAAAUAUCGUCGGUGAGCAAAAAAAGCAAUUUGAGUUAUUGAAAAUUGCUGAGGAGACAAGCAAAGAAAACUGGGUUGGAGAUACUACGGAUGGCCACUAA